GCGUCGAUAAUACGCAAAAAGCCAUACCAAGCGUAAACUGAAAAUCGGAGUCGCCAAAAAGCCCAGCUCGCUGCUUUUGCACCCCGCGCUGCCAUUAGCCAACCCAGCAGCAGUCAACAGUCGGGUUCGUGCGCCUGCUGGACACGAAGCUCUUCGUGUGGCCGCCGAUGCGUCUGUUAAUUCAAACGGCAACGGCAACGAGAGGCGCUGCAGCAGCUGGUCUGCAGUCCCAUUCGCAGUCCCAAUAUAAUUACAGCAGCAUGCGUGAGGACGACAUCGAGCUGGCCAUUAAGGUGGUAAUCGUUGGCAAUGGGGGCGUAGGUAAAUCUUCAAUGAUCCAGCGCUACUGCAAAGGCAUCUUUACGAAGGACUAUAAGAAGACGAUUGGUGUUGAUUUUCUAGAGCGUCAGAUCGAGAUAGAUGGCGAGGACGUGCGCAUCAUGCUGUGGGACACAGCUGGACAAGAGGAGUUCGAUUGCAUAACCAAGGCUUAUUACCGAGGUGCCCAAGCCUCAGUGCUGGUGUUUUCAACGACAGAUCGUGCCUCCUUCGACGCAAUCAAGGAAUGGAAACGUAAAGUGGAAAACGAAUGCAAUGAAAUACCAACUGUGAUUGUCCAGAAUAAAAUCGAUCUUAUCGAGCAGGCAGUGGUCAGUGCGGAUGAAGUUGAAACGCUGGCCAAAAUGCUCAACUGUCGACUGAUACGCACUUCCGUUAAGGAGGACAUCAAUGUGGCCUCUGUGUUCCGCUAUCUGGCCACAAAGUGCCACCAGCUAAUGACGCAGACCUACGACCAAGUAUAUGGCAGUAGCAACAGCACUCAGCAGGCGACGACGCAUCCGUCCUACAGUAAUGCGCCGACUAUCAGCGCAUUUAGCCCGACCUUCACUAAGUCAAGUAGCGGCACUAUUGUCCUACGUCCUGCCAAAAAGAGCAGCGGAUCAAGUGCGGCGCGAAAGCGCAAAAUUGUGCUGAAGAAAUGUGGCAUAUUGUGAGGGGAAUGCAGAGAGGGGCAUCUAUCUUUACAGCUGUUGGCAACUAAUAACUAGAGCAUAUUUAACGCUUAAUUAUUUUAGAGCCCCCACAAAAUCAAGUUGUAACCAUGUGGCCAGCCAAGCGUUUGAAGUCAGCCAUUCGCUAGUCGUGCCCAGACUCCGCAACAAUCUCAGUUGUUGCAUGAUAUGUGCAGUGGAGCAGAGGCAGGAGUUAAGGAGCAGAAGAAUGACUGGAGGAGGGGAUGUAAACGAAAUAAUAAAAUUACAGCCACGCAAAUCAUGCAUUCUAGCAAAAGAAAAACAAAA
Molecule: messenger RNA, 1301 nt
Organism: Drosophila arizonae
Lineage: Eukaryota; Metazoa; Arthropoda; Insecta; Diptera; Drosophilidae
Gene: Rab23
Product: RAS oncogene family member Rab23
Molecular function (GO): GTPase activity; GTP binding
Source: RefSeq, a predicted model, not a curated record